Cuscuta epithymum is the source of this 1293-nucleotide messenger RNA. The record is from the annotation of a GenBank genome assembly. Lineage: Eukaryota; Viridiplantae; Streptophyta; Magnoliopsida; Solanales; Convolvulaceae.
AAAAGAGCGUAUGCGGGAUGAACGAACAAACUGAACUAGUGAAACAAUUACAAAAACACCCCGUUAUAAUUUGAGCCACCGCUGUGCUGACUGCUGAAGCCACAAGGAGGAGGGAGUGACUACCAGUCCAACAGCUCAAUGAUUAGGAUCGGGGAUAAGCUCUUCAGAGCAAAAUGCCGUGGAUCUACACUACUAGCUUUACUCCGCCUUCCAGCUGCAGCGGCGUCACCACCUCAUAGAGCUUUCUCGAAUAAAGUCCACUCAGAUAGCUCUUUCAAGAUCAACCCAGUCGCCCUUGAGAUGACGAAUUACGCGCUCUCUCUAGCCCGUUCUGAGAAGUCAGGUGAUGCUUAUGCUCAAGCUCAGUUGGUUUUGGAGCAGUGCUACUCUACUCACUCUGAUGAAAAUGUUAAAGGAAUGGUUGUACUAGCGAUGUCUUCAUUGUUGUAUCAUAGUGGGAAUUAUGAAGAAGCAAUUGAGAAACUUCAGAAAAUUCAAAAUUUAAGCUUGUCUUCGAUGAUUAUCAGAGUUGCGGCCUCAGAGGCACUUGUUGGACUUCAUUUAGAACUGGGCCAAGAUGAUGCAGCAGCAGCAACUGCAGAUAUGUGUUUGCAACUCUUGGAAACCAUUAAGUUAGACGUCGGCACUGAAGGCAUUGAGGCCUUGGUAGAUCAAUCUAAAGCAUUAAAAGGGCUUGUUGAGUUGAUCCGUGGGAAUACCGAAUCAGCAAUGCCUUGCUUCCCGGAAGGUCGAUAUGGGGACUGUUCCUCUUUUGUAAUGGGUGGUCAAUGCACUGGCAAUGCUGCACUUUCUUAUGGUGAAUUCCUUCACCACAAGUCGGAUUUUGAAAUGGCAAAGCACAUGUACACAAAAGUGAUUAGCGAGGAAUUUCUGGGAAAGGAAUCUAGUAAUUUGCAUCAGUUAUCAGCUUGUAAUAUGAACUUUGAGGACACCAUAGUGGGAGCUACAUGUGCUUUAGGACAGCUAGAGGCUCAGUUGGGGAACUUUGAAAAUGCUGAGAAGAUGUUAACUACAGCACUAAAGAAAGCAGAACAAACUCUUGGUGAUCAACAUCCCAAAAUUGGUGCUAUUUUAACCUGCAUAGCUCUUAUGUAUCGACACAAAGCAACAGUUGAACGAUCUAGCUCUCUAUUAAUUCAAGAGGGACUCUACAGAAGGGCAAUUGAAUUGUUUAAAGCUCCUCCACUGGAUUUCAAAGGUGCACAAGAGCAAGCUUGUAGGAGAGAUUUAAUUGCUUUAGUGAGAGGUGGUUAUGCAGAAAUAUUGUGUCUG